AUUCCCCUUACUUCUCUUUCCUUUGAACAUGAAAACCAGCCUCCUGUCGGCCUGGCGCCGAGCGGCGUCGACCUUGACCAAGGAAGCCGGCGACAUCAGUUCAGUCUUCCCCUCACUGUCCGGCAAGAAGCCAGACCCUCUGCCACCACGAUUCAGCGACUUGAAAAAGUCAUUGAUCAAAGGCAAUGAAGAGGCUCUGACCGAAUCUUGGCAGAGACUCCUAGCUAGCUUGAAGACGGAAAUCGAAGAGAUAAGAUCGGAGGGCAGCAACGUCAUACCGAGUAUCGAGUACCAAGAUGUCGCUGCCGGCACAGUGCCCCAGGCUAAGCUCAACGCCCUUCGCCAUCGCGGGACAGCCGUGAUCCGCAACGUCGUGCCGUGGCAUGAAGCACUCGCGUUCAAACAGCAAGCUCAGGAAUACAUUGCGGCUAACCACUCCAAAGUCAAGGCCUUCCCACCGGGCAAUCCGGCCGUGUACGAGCUCUACUGGACGCCCUCGCAAGUCAACGCCCGCGCACAUCCAAACCUGCUCAAGGCGCAGUCCUUCCUCGCGUCGUUCUGGCACUCUUCCGAUCCGGGCUCCGAGAUCUCGACGACUUACCCACUCACAUACGCCGACCGCUUCCGCAUCCGACAGCCCGGCGACGCCAAGUUCGCGCUGGGCCCGCACACCGACGGUGGCAGCCUCGAACGCUGGGAAGACCCGGAGUACUCGCGCGUAUACCAGGCCAUCCUGCACGGUCGGUGGGAGGAGUACGACCCCUACGACGCCCGCCACCGUAUCACCGCGCGGAUGGACAUGUACAACGGCGCCGGGGCAUGCAGCAUGUUCCGCCUCUUCCAGGGAUGGCUCAGCAUGUCGUCGACUGGGCCUGGCGAAGGGACAUUGAAAGUGUGCCCGCUCGUGCGGCAUGCGUCGGCUUACCUUAUCCUGCGGCCUUUCUUUGACACCAAAACGGGCAAAUUGAACCUUGAUGCAACGUUUCCGAACUCGGUGCCAGGAGCGUGUCAAGAAUAUAACACUGAGACCCAUCCGGACUUGGAUCUUGAAACAACCAUGGUCAGCAUGCCGCAUGUCGAGCCCGGUGAUUAUGUCGCAUGGCAUUGUGACAUGAUCCACGCGGUCGACAAGGAGCAUCGCGGGAAGGGGGAUAGUAGUGUCCUGUACAUUCCAGCGUGUGCAAUGACACGCUCGAAUAUCGAGUUCUUGCACAGACAGCGCAUGAGUGCGUUGAGAUAUAGUCCGCCACCGGAUUUCCCCGGAGCUGGUGGUGACGGAGAAAUCGGGUUCAAGGGUGCCGUGGAUUGGGAUCAGGUCAAUGAUGAAGGGAAACGGGCUAUGGGCUUGGGCAAGAAGACCUGGCAGAUCACGCCGAACAUGAGCGAAGGUGAGAGGAGGAUCGUUGAAGUAGGGAACCGGGUCUUGUUUGGGUGAGUGACUCUAGAGAGAGUGUGUGUGCACAUAAUUUUUUUAGUUAGGGAUUUGGCAGUCGAGAGCACUGGGUGAGCGCCUUUGAGAAACGGCGUUCAAGAUACAGGCCCUUUCACUAAGCAUGCCUGCGUAGGACAGCAUGGCUUCGGGUGCAAAGGUCCGCCCAGGUUCCAGGUUCCGAGAUGCUGAUGUGACUGCGAUGCUUGAGGAUGAAGAUGUUGGCCUGGUGGUCAGUAUUCGGGCUUUUCCCACAGGACCCUAUGGGGGAGGUGUCCGGUGGAAACGCCCCUGUUUCAGCUUGGUGUUUUUUCUCUCUCUCUCUCUCUCUCUCUCUCUCUCUCUCUCCUUGUCUGUCAUGGCAUAUGAGUUUGCAAGGCCUGAGUUUAGCUGCAGAGUCGAGUCAGCAGUCGUCAAAAGCUGCAAGCCUAAGGGGGGAAGAUGCCUGUUCAGUGUCAUUUUGGAGAAGCAGACACCGCAGCACACUGAAGCGAUUCCUAGAGACUCCAUGGCAAUAAAAC
Molecule: messenger RNA, 1950 nt
Organism: Exophiala xenobiotica
Lineage: Eukaryota; Fungi; Ascomycota; Eurotiomycetes; Chaetothyriales; Herpotrichiellaceae
Exons: 2
Coding region: 29-1435 (468 amino acids)
Source: RefSeq, a predicted model, not a curated record